AUGGCAAUGAAUGCAGUGUUUAGGGCUACUAGACCCACCAGUUCUGGUGUAGUGAGUACCGUGUAUCAAGUCGCUACGUAUCUUAGAGUUAAGAACUAUCGUAUGCUUAGUUCUUUUAUUGGGAAGGUACAGAAGAGUUUAUCACUCUUUGUACCAAAAAAGCAUACAUUGAGCUACUUGAAUGAAGAUCAUGCCACAGCCACAGACACAGCCACAACUGAGCUUGCAGAUGAUGUUAUGAAAGGUUGCUUUGCUGUUAUGGCAAAGAAGGGUGAGGAAACUAGAAGGUUUAUUGUUGGGUUAGAUUACUUAACUGAUCCUACUUUUUUAGGAUUGCUUGAUGAAGCUGUGGAGGAAUAUGGUUUUAGACAAAAAGGAACUCUCGUUGUUCCGUGUCGCCCGAUAGAAUUACAGAACAUUUUAGAUGGUCGGAAAACCUAG
Trifolium pratense (red clover) is the source of this 441-nucleotide messenger RNA. RefSeq lists its product as uncharacterized. NCBI's taxonomy places the organism in Eukaryota, Viridiplantae, Streptophyta, Magnoliopsida, Fabales, Fabaceae. Gene Ontology annotation, biological process: response to auxin. The coding region runs from base 1 to 441 and encodes 146 amino acids. The transcript is spliced from 2 exons. The record is from RefSeq and is a predicted model, not a curated record.